Molecule: messenger RNA, 1164 nt
Organism: Moesziomyces antarcticus
Lineage: Eukaryota; Fungi; Basidiomycota; Ustilaginomycetes; Ustilaginales; Ustilaginaceae
Product: ADP-ribose pyrophosphatase
Exons: 1
Coding region: 1-1164 (387 amino acids)
Molecular function (GO): oxidoreductase activity, acting on single donors with incorporation of molecular oxygen, incorporation of two atoms of oxygen; iron ion binding
Source: RefSeq, a predicted model, not a curated record
AUGAGGUUCUCCGCUCCCUUCACCGCCGCAGCCGCAGCUGCUUCACUCGUCCUCCUCCCCGCUGCAUCCGCACAUGGUCCCGAGACCAAGGACGAGGUCGUCAAGUUCCUCGACCAGCAGCAUGCUGCCUACCACUGCGCGCCCGCCAUCGCUGCCAUGACUGCCGCACGCAAAAAGUCUUGGGCACAGAAGGUGCUCGGCGGCGACUCGGUCCAAAACAAGAACCUCUUCAUCGACGGCUACUUUGAAGACCUCGGCAUCGACGGCGAGAUCGCCGCAAAGGGCAUCAAGGCGCUCGAGGAAAAGGGAAAGCGCAUCAUGGCGUGCGACCCCGUCGUCGAGUCCAAGAUCCGCAACUCCACCUGCGUCCUCUCUCCAGAGACCACCCAGGGCCCCUACUACCACACCGAAGACCACCCCAUCCGCGCCAACAUGGCCGAAUGGCAGCUCGGCGUGCACUUCCAGAUGGACGUUGGCGUCAUCGACGUAGACACUUGCGAGCCCAUCCCCAACAUCCUCGUCGACCUCUGGCACGCAAACGCAACCGGCCACUACUCGGGCCACCCCGACCCCGCACCGCACCUCAAGGACGAGAUCCCCGCUCAGACCGGCGUCCGUAAGGGUCUGCUGUCCGCCUUCCCUCGCACAAACACCCACGAGCAGUGGCUCCGUGGCGCGCUCCCCACCGACAGGAACGGCGUCGCGCAGUUCACCAGCGUCUUCCCCGGCUACUACACCGGCCGCGCCACCCACGUCCACGUCAAGAUCCACAACGACUGGGAGGCCCUCCCCAACGGCACCUUCCGCUCCGGCAGACUCAUCCACACCGGCCAGUUCUUCUUCGACGACGAACUCAACAUGAUGAUGGACAAGGUCUGGCCCUACAACACCAACCCCAUCGCCGACCUCCCCGGUCGCGGCCGCACACGCAACUGGGAGGACUCGCUGCAGAUCUUCCAGGUCUCCCACGACAACGGCUACUUCCCCACCUUUGACGUCGAGAAGCUCGGCGGCGUCAUGACCGACGGCCUCAUCGGCUACAUCACCGUCGGCGUCAACCGCUCAGUCAUUGUCGACGAGGCUUGGGUCCCCACCACCGGCGGCGGAAAGACAAAGCCCUACGUCCCCGCCGAUGCCGCAGCUCCCUCCCACCAGGAGCUCUGA